CUUUUGCAAUUCUUCUAUAAAUGUGGUCUAAUUAACUGCAUAAAUUCAGCGCUUCAAAGAGAUCCUGAGGACUUGAACAUAAGAGCGGCUGACAUGUGGAGUUUUGGCAUCAUGCUGUGGGAGCUGAAUACUAGAGAAGUGCCAUUUUCGGAUCUCCAGCCUAUGGAGUGCGGAAUGAAGAUUGCCCUCGAAGGACUUCGAGUUCAAAUUCCUCCUGGUAUCUCCAGAAAUAUGAGUCGACUGAUGAAUAUCUGCCUAAAUGAAGAUCCAGGAAGAAGGCCAAACUUUGAUCAGAUAAUACCUAUCCUUGAAAAGAUGUCACAAUGA
Molecule: messenger RNA, 327 nt
Organism: Strongylus vulgaris
Lineage: Eukaryota; Metazoa; Nematoda; Chromadorea; Rhabditida; Strongylidae
Source: the annotation of a GenBank genome assembly